Molecule: messenger RNA, 2541 nt
Organism: Nerophis lumbriciformis (worm pipefish)
Lineage: Eukaryota; Metazoa; Chordata; Actinopteri; Syngnathiformes; Syngnathidae
Source: RefSeq, a predicted model, not a curated record
AUGGACCCCGUGUGUAAUGGAGCCAAAAAACAAGAGGGCGCCGAUCCCAGCACAGAAGCGAGGCCCCCUCCUGCCAAGAUGGCCCGUCUGGAGCAACAUGGACUUGGAUGCUCAGUGCAGGAAAGGAAUAAGCAAGGGAGUCCAGGUACCAAAAACCCGUAUGUGGUCCAGAAACCUGCCACAGGGAGGAGUCAACAUAGGAGCACUCAGCAGCCAAGAGGAAGCUCCUUACCUGUCUUCUGUGUGGUCGAGCACAUGGAAAAUCCAGCGGAGGGCGAGCGGAAAGACGGCCACGCCGAAUUCGUUCUCAUCAAGCGUGAUCUGCUCUUCAACCAGCUCAUCGAGAUGGCCUUGCUAACAUUAGGCUACUCGCACAGCUCUGCUGCUCAAGCCAAAGGUUUGAUCCAAGUGGGCAGGUGGAACCCACUCCCACUAUCUAGCGUGACGGACGCUCCAGACGCCACAGUAGCAGAGAUGCUGCAGGAUGUCCAUCAUGUCAUCACGCUUAAAAUACAGCUGCAGAGCUGCCCCAAACUGGAGGACUUGCCAGCAGAGCAGUGGACCCACUCGACAGUGAGGAACUCGCUGAAGGAACUCCUCAAGGACAUGAACCAGAGUUCACUAGCCAAGGAGUGUCCUUUGUCUCAGAGCAUGAUAUCAUCUAUCGUCAAUUGCACGUACUACGCCAACGUCUCAUCGGCCAAAUGUCAGGAGUUUGGACGAUGGUACAAACACUUCAAGACAUCUAAAAACAACAAAAUCGACACCUUCUCCGACCAACCCUCCCAUAAUCCCAUCACUCCGCAACCCAUCACCGGCAACGCCUCUGAUCAGACCUCCAACCUUCUUUACCUCCACGGAGGCCUCUCCAACAUGGUUUCCGGAGCCCCCUCUCACAAUAUUUGCAACUCCGGGUUGCUCACUCAAACUCUCAGCAGAUCUCAGCAGCAAGUCAUGACUCAAAUUCUAAACCAACAAUACGCCGUCCGCCUCAUGCUAGGAGGACAGGGGCUCUCACCGGCUUCCCAACAGUUUAUCAAUCACUCAAGAUCUCCUGGCAAGGUCUUCCCUAAAGACCAGCAACCCCCCCAGCAAGACAGCGGUCCACCGACCCAACAACAAACGUCAUCCGGCUCUUGUCUGGGUUUAGUCGACGUUCCCAAUGACAUCUACCACUGCGUACGCGAGGAGAUGAAGCGAGCGGGGAUUUCUCAAGCCAUCUUUGCUCGGGUGGCUUUCAACAGGACGCAGGGCCUUCUGUCAGAGAUUCUACGAAAGGAAGAAGAUCCUAAAAAUGCCUCUCAGUCCCUCCUGGUCAACCUGCGGGCAAUGCACGGCUUCUUGCAGCUGCCCGAGGCAGAACGAGAGCGUUUCUACCAGGAAGAGAAAGAGCGAAGCCUGACCGGAUUGACGCCGAGUUGCAACAACACACCACCAAGAUGCACUCAGGCCAGACUGUCACCAGUUUCAAUAGACAGAUGCGCGAGGACAGAUAGUUGCGUUCUCAACGUCAGCGCAUCAAUAUAUGAGGAAAUUCAGCACGAAAUGAGGCGGGCGAAGGUGUCUCAGGCUUUGUUCGCCAAGGUGGCUGCAUCCAAGAGUCAGGGCUGGCUGUGCGAGCUGCUUCGUUGGAAGGAAGAUCCCAGUCCGGAGAACCGAACCCUGUGGGACAACUUGUGCAUGAUUCGCCGUUUCCUGAGCCUGCCUCAGACGGAAAGAGACGCUAUUUACGAGCGAGAGAGCAUGAACGGCCCCGCCCAAAACUGCACCGAGAGACGUACGCUACUGGGCAAUGAAAAUGUGAUGUAUCAACGCACCGCUCUGCUGUCUCAGCAACACCACCUCCAAGCCCACCAACCUUUACACCCAGAAGCAGGCCCUCAUUCGUCUCCACGGCAACCGUGCGCCGCAUCCCCCGCCGAGCUAGAGACCGGCAGCAACUGGGGGCUUUUGAGGGUCAGCGUUCAAGGCGGGAGCAGCCGCAAUGGCGAGGACUCAGCUGAAGGAGAAAAUGCCUGUUUCGACGUGGAGUGGAAUGAAGAAACUGAAGGUAGAGAAAGCGUAAAGGAUGAAAAACUCACAGAGAAGUUCCAAGUAGAGUGGGCCACCGGUGAAGUCCAACAAAUGGGAUUGGAAGUAUCCCACGAAGCUUUGGGUAUUCUCCAGAGCUUCAUCCAAGACGUGGGCCUCAACCCUGACGAAGAGGCCAUCCACACCUUGUCGGCUCAGCUGGACUUGCCCAAACACAUCAUCCGCAGCUUCUUCAACAGCCAAUACCUGGUCAGUGCUCGACGCCAUGAGCAGUGCUGCAGUCAGAUCUUCAAACACAGACAAGAGAACCAGCAUCUUAAAAGAAUUGAGGAACUUAAAGUGGAAGAGGAGGUCAAAUUUGACGAGGAAGAAAUGAACGAGGAGAAAAAACUCGACUUGAAUGGAAUUACGUUGAAAGGGUUCGACAUUAGCACUCAAACCAUUCCAACAAUGAAGGAAGAAGAUGAUAACUUUGUUGCAUUGGACUCAAUCGAUAAUCUCAAGCCAUAA